AUGAAUCCAGUUGUCGAGGAGUGUAUACGGCUGCUUCGUCGUGAUCACAUCAAGGUCGUUGCUUUUGAUAUGGAUCAGACGGCCGUGGCGAUGCUUAGCCGUGGCCGACUGCGUCGAAAUGAUUUACAGUUUUACAUUUCCAAAGCGAGCCCUGCUUUUUCUGAGCUGAUUCCAGCGUUGUUCGACUAUGGCUUCGGUCUAGCAAUAGCAACUCAUUCCGACGAAGCUGAAUUCAGCGGCGACGUUAAACGUGAGACCCACAUUUUGGGCAGCGAGCUAGCGAAAGCAUUGGUGGACACAACAUUUUCCGCUCUUAUUGCUCGGUCCUUUUUCAUUGUUGCUUACAAUCCGCGAUGGCAUUUCGAUGGGAUGGAAGAGAAUAAAAAGAUCAAACGACAUCACAUGGAAGAGAUCAAAAGCCAUUUCGGUGUUGACGCGAAAGAAAUUUUGUUUUUUGAUGACACGGAAAUUGUUGUGGAGGAUUGCAACAAAACCUGCGGGGUCCGAACUAUUGCUGUUGACCCUUCUGAAGCGUUUCAGCUGUCUGAUCUUUUGAAUGGUCUGAUUAGAUGA
Molecule: messenger RNA, 573 nt
Organism: Phaeodactylum tricornutum CCAP 1055/1
Lineage: Eukaryota; Bacillariophyta; Bacillariophyceae; Surirellales; Neidiaceae
Exons: 1
Coding region: 1-573 (190 amino acids)
Source: RefSeq, a predicted model, not a curated record